AUGCAAGUAUUGUUAUAGCCUGUAACAUGGGUUACUCUACCGGUAUGGGCACUUCAACAGAGCUCAUGUGUGAUAACGGGACCCUUUCUGCACCUAUUCCUAUCUGUUAUGAUAACUGUGAAAUAGAGGCAAUUCCUUUCUCAGAUCAACCAACGGCUGGUUCUUUGAACCAUAAUGCAAGUAUUGUUAUAGCCUGUAACAUGGGUUACUCUACCGGUAUGGGCACUUCAACAGAGCUCAUGUGUGAUAACGGGACCCUUUCUGCACCUAUUCCUAUCUGUUAUGAUAACUGUGAAAUAGAGGCAAUUCCUUUCUCAGAUCAACCAACGGCUGGUUCUUUGAACCAUAAUGCAAGUAUUGUUAUAGCCUGUAACAUGGGUUACUCUACCGGUAUGGGCACUUCAACAGAGCUCAUGUGUGAUAACGGGACCCUUUCUGCACCUAUUCCUAUCUGUUAUGAUAACUGUGAAAUAGAGGCAAUUCCUUUCUCAGAUCAACCAACGGCUGGUUCUUUGAACCAUAAUGCAAGUAUUGUUAUAGCCUGUAACAUGGGUUACUCUACCGGUAUGGGCACUUCAACAGAGCUCAUGUGUGAUAACGGGACCCUUUCAGCACCUAUUCCUAUCUGUUAUGAUAACUGUGAAAUAGAGGCAAUUCCUUUCUCAGAUCAACCAACGGCUGGUUCUUUGAACCAUAAUGCAAGUAUUGUUAUAGCCUGUAACAUGGGUUACUCUACCGGUAUGGGCACUUCAACAGAGCUCAUGUGUGAUAACGGGACCCUUUCUGCACCUAUUCCUAUCUGUUAUGAUAACUGUGAAAUAGAGGCAAUUCCUUUCUCAGAUCAACCAACGGCUGGUUCUUUGAACCAUAAUGCAAGUAUUGUUAUAGCCUGUAACAUGGGUUACUCUACCGGUAUGGGCACUUCAACAGAGCUCAUGUGUGAUAACGGGACCCUUUCAGCACCUAUUCCUAUCUGUUAUGAUAACUGUGAAAUAGAGGCAAUUCCUUUCUCAGAUCAACCAACGGCUGGUUCUUUGAACCAUAAUGCAAGUAUUGUUAUAGCCUGUAACAUGGGUUACUCUACCGGUAUGGGCACUUCAACAGAGCUCAUGUGUGAUAACGGGACCCUUUCUGCACCUAUUCCUAUCUGUUAUGAUAACUGUGAAAUAGAGGCAAUUCCUUUCUCAGAUCAACCAACGGCUGGUUCUUUGAACCAUAAUGCAAGUAUUGUUAUAGCCUGUAACAUGGGUUACUCUACCGGUAUGGGCACUUCAACAGAGCUCAUGUGUGAUAACGGGACCCUUUCAGCACCUAUUCCUAUCUGUUAUGAUAACUGUGAAAUAGAGGCAAUUCCUUUCUCAGAUCAACCAACGGCUGGUUCUUUGAACCAUAAUGCAAGUAUUGUUAUAGCCUGUAACAUGGGUUACUCUACCGGUAUGGGCACUUCAACAGAGCUCAUGUGUGAUAACGGGACCCUUUCUGCACCUAUUCCUAUCUGUUAUGAUAACUGUGAAAUAGAGGCAAUUCCUUUCUCAGAUCAACCAACGGCUGGUUCUUUGAACCAUAAUGCAAGUAUUGUUAUAGCCUGUAACAUGGGUUACUCUACCGGUAUGGGCACUUCAACAGAGCUCAUGUGUGAUAACGGGACCCUUUCUGCACCUAUUCCUAUCUGUUAUGAUAACUGUGAAAUAGAGGCAAUUCCUUUCUCAGAUCAACCAACGGCUGGUUCUUUGAACCAUAAUGCAAGUAUUGUUAUAGCCUGUAACAUGGGUUACUCUACCGGUAUGGGCACUUCAACAGAGCUCAUGUGUGAUAACGGGACCCUUUCUGCACCUAUUCCUAUCUGUUAUGAUAACUGUGAAAUAGAGGCAAUUCCUUUCUCAGAUCAACCAACGGCUGGUUCUUUGAACCAUAAUGCAAGUAUUGUUAUAGCCUGUAACAUGGGUUACUCUACCGGUAUGGGCACUUCAACAGAGCUCAUGUGUGAUAACGGGACCCUUUCAGCACCUAUUCCUAUCUGUUAUGAAAAAUGUGACGUAGAUGCAAUUCCUUUCUCAAAUCAAAGAACAUUUGAUUCUUUCGAAAAUGAUACAGGUAUCGUUAUAGCCUCCAACAUUGGCUGCUCUACCGGUGAGACUGCUGGAGGCGCUCCACAUGUUGGAUUUGGGGACUACUAA
This is a messenger RNA of Lytechinus variegatus (green sea urchin), 2177 nucleotides long. RefSeq lists its product as uncharacterized. Lineage: Eukaryota; Metazoa; Echinodermata; Echinoidea; Temnopleuroida; Toxopneustidae. The record is from RefSeq and is a predicted model, not a curated record. The coding region runs from base 27 to 2177 and encodes 716 amino acids. The transcript is spliced from 14 exons.